Messenger RNA from Trypanosoma grayi, 597 nucleotides. RefSeq names its product putative protein NipSnap 3A-like. The transcript has a single exon. The coding region runs from base 1 to 597 and encodes 198 amino acids. Gene Ontology annotation, cellular component: mitochondrion. The record is from RefSeq and is a predicted model, not a curated record. NCBI's taxonomy places the organism in Eukaryota, Euglenozoa, Kinetoplastea, Trypanosomatida, Trypanosomatidae.
AUGCUGCAUCGCUCUUUCCCUUUUCGCUCCAUCGCCCAGCAGAAAGUGUACGAGCUACGCGUUUAUGACAUUAUACCGAACAAGUACGACACGUUUCACCGCAUGUCGAUGGAACUGCUGCCAAUGCGUGCGUCUGUGAGCAGGUGCCAGGGCUACUGGGUGGUGCAGGUUGGUGGCGUCAACCAGAUGGUGCACCUCUGGGAGUACGACUCGCUGCUUCACCGCUACCAGGCGCGCAACGCGCUUGAGAACGACGAGAACUGGAAGCUCCGCUACACGAAUCCACGACGGGAGUGCCUCUCAGCACAGUCGAAUAUGUUGAUGCGCAUGAUAUACCGCGAGAACAGCCCGAGCACCCUUAGCUACAAGUACCUGCUCAAGAUCACACCAGAGAAGGAACUUCUACUCACCACGCCUGGUGUAACACUGGCCGCCUCCUAUGUUGUGACGGUUGGUGAGCACGAGGGGAAGUAUGUACAUAUUGUGAAGGGCAAGAUGCUUGACGAUGUGGUGCCAUUGGAGCCGACGCCAGGUAGUAUUUCGAAGAUCAUGGGACCGGCGCGCUGGUCCUCGUCAAUCGGCUGCCUCUGGCGGUGA